Molecule: messenger RNA, 2025 nt
Organism: Penicillium concentricum
Lineage: Eukaryota; Fungi; Ascomycota; Eurotiomycetes; Eurotiales; Aspergillaceae
Product: TolB family protein
Exons: 1
Coding region: 1-2025 (674 amino acids)
Source: RefSeq, a predicted model, not a curated record
AUGCGUUUGAGUAUUGCUACUGUAGUGGGCCUCGCCAUCGCCCCUGCGUUAGCAAACUGCCCUUAUGGCCGAGAUUCGGGUACUGGGAGUGACAGCCGUGCUAACCUCCAUGCUCACCUGCCGCGCGACACCAAUACAAGCAAAUUAACAGGUGUUACGUCUCCCUCCACGGUGGCUGGAAAAAAGGGCCUUCUGUUGAUGAACCGAAUCGCCCCCGGCACCUCAGAACUAUACAUCGCUAACACCGACGGCACGAACGAGCGUCCUCUAUUGAAAGAUCCCGGUUAUGAAUACCACGCCGAUUUCUCUCCUGAUGGUGAAUGGAUUGCCUUCACCAGUGAGCGUAACGGUGAUGGAAACUCCGAUAUCUGGCGUGUGCACCCAGAUGGCUCCGAUCUACAGCCGGUUGUGUCGUCUCCAGCAGCGGAGGAUAGCGUUGUAAUCUCACCCAAUGGAACAUUGGCGGCAUAUGUUUCAACGGCCAAUAACUACAACGCUAACAUUUGGGUCAAGGAUCUGGAGACCGGUGCCGAGUGGAAUAUCACCGAUAUCCCGCAAAAUCGGGGAGAUGAGGACAUGAUGAAUGGUCACUUCCGUCCAGCUUGGUCGCCAAACGGAGACUGGCUUGCAUUUUCCUCAGACCGCAACACAAUAUGGGAUGGCCACGGAAAUCAAACCUUCCUCGGCCUCUAUGGCUGGGAGCACACCCAAGAACUCGGUAUUUAUAUUAUUCGCCCUGAUGGCUCAGAUCUUCGCCGUGUGACCCACCGUACUGGCCACUGCCUUGGGUCUCCCAAGUGGUCACCUGAUGGCACUCGCCUCAUAUUCUACGAGAUGACUCGUAAUGCGACAUGGGAUGCACAUCGACCUGAGCUUGUCGGAGCUGCCAACUCCACAAUUAUGUCUAUUGGAGUCAAUGGCUCUGACCGUCGCAUAGAGGUUGGUGGUCCUGGUAUGAAGACCUUUCCUCAAUACGUCACGAACUCCACCAUUGGGUACCAUCUGAAGGGCGGUACUAAGGAGGGCCUAUAUCUCACAAACGGUACCUACUACAAUACCACUAUCCGCUCUCCGUCAUGGUCACGCGAUGGAAAGUACGUGGUUUACGAGAAGGUUGGUUGGUCUAUCCGCCCUCUUUUCAAGGAGCUUUACGGUUGGGACAGGGACUGGGAAUAUCAUUUCACUGAUGUAUUCCCCCAACUCUCGUCAAAUGAUCGCAUAGCUGUGACUGAAAAGCAACUUGGGAACUGCUCCAUUGCCACUUUUGACGUAGAGGGUGAUCAGCUCUCUUUGGUCUACAAACCUGAUAAUGCCACUCUCCUAGACACUACGCUGACUUCCGAAGGCUUGGCCGGGGCCUUCAAUCCCAGCUGGUCCCCAGACAACGAGUGGAUUGCCUUUGGGGUGGGCGCCUGGUUUGAGGCGCGUGAUUGGCGAGGAGCCUGGAUUGUACGCUCCACCGCAAAUGGCACCUACAGCGAGGUCCUCACCACCAGCAACCUCUAUCUCAAUAACACCAAGGAUCUGAACACCGGGUUUCCCAGCUUUUCUCACGAUGGAAAAAAGAUCGUCUACCGCGUCUGGGGUGCCGACACUGCCAGGUACGGCAAUGAGACAGAUAUUGGUUUGCGCAUUAUCGACAUUGAGACUAGGAAGAUCACCCAGAUUACCAGUGGCUGGGACAACCUUCCCACCUUCUCGCCCGAUGGAGAAUUUAUACUCUUUACUCGCAAGGUUUCUCCGACUAAUUACGAUAUCUGUACCAUCCGCCCUGACGGAACUGAUUUCCGCAUUCUGACUUCCAGCGGCGCCAACGACGCCCACGCCGUUUGGCGCCAGGAUGGAAAAAUCAUAUGGUCCUCCGGCAUGUAUGGGUUCCAGUAUGAGUGUCCUUUGUACGAUGAGACCUUUCAGCCCUACGGUCAGAUCAUGAUCAUGGACUCCGAUGGAUCCAAUAAGCGUCCUUUGACGAACUCGAUUUGGGAAGAUUCUAUGCCGCUCUUUCUUCCUAACGAUUGGUUCUAA